Paramuricea clavata is the source of this 708-nucleotide messenger RNA. The record is from the annotation of a GenBank genome assembly. Lineage: Eukaryota; Metazoa; Cnidaria; Anthozoa; Malacalcyonacea; Plexauridae.
AUGAAGCAGUCUUCUUUAGCCGAAUCUGCAAAGUCGAAGGACCAAUCAAAUGAAAUCCAAACAGUGAUGCAAGUCGAAAUAUCAAAGUUUUUAAAUCUGAUGUGUUUAAGACUCUUAAAGGAAUCCAUUAGGGGAGUUAUAUCGGACAUGGUUCAAUGCGCAGUGAAGCCUCUUCAGGAUAAGAUUGUUGAAUUAGAGGCUAAAGUCGAAAAACUUCAGGAGAAGACUAACGAUAACGAACAGUAUUCGAGGAGAUAUAGUAUCCGCAUUUAUGGACCAAGUCAGGUGCCAGGGCUAGUGCAGGAGGGUGUCGAUGAAGUCGUGCCUAAAGAAAAUUGUGCUCAAACAGUAAUUGACUUUUGCAAAGCUGAAUUGGGGUUAAUUGUGAAAUGUGAGGAAAUCGAUCGCGCUCAUAGAAUUGGUCGACCUAGUGAUGCCGGGCAAAGGGCGAUUAUAGUGAAAUUUGUUGGUUAUGAAUCUAAACUAAAAGUCAGGAGAGCAAAACGACGUCUUAGAGGAAAAAGAAUAUUUAUCAAUGAAGACCUUGCAUGGCUAAAUCAAAAGCUUCUCAAGCAAGUUCGUGAAGUGUGUAAAGGCUCGGCAUUAGUUUAUACUGCUGACGGUUAUGUUAUGGUUAGAUCUAAAAAUGGUGAACCACCAGUUAGAGUAAGGAAUGUUGAAGACUUGGACAUAUUUGGCUUUGAUUGA